UCCUAAAUAAAUUAGGAUUAAAUCAUUUUUUUUUAUAUAAAAACCCAUUUUCUACAUACAUGGAUUUGGGAGAAAAUAUUAUUUACUUGAGCGAAGUCAGGGACGGAGUAAGAGGUUCCAGAUGAAUGGACUCCGGUUCCGCGACUCCCCGUCUUGGUUUUGUGAUCCGGAAUUAAAUCUUGUUGCUGUUUAGUGGUUGUUUUUUUCUGGGGUUCUUUUGGAAUUUGGGGUUCCGUCCGUCCUCUCGUAUUUUUUUUGAGAUGGAUUUCCGAGGGAAGAAAUAUGAACGCGGGAGCAACUGGUCAGACCCGGAGGUGGUGGAACUUCUUCAACUGUGGGGGAACGAGUCGGUGCAGAUGGAGCUGGAGAGCUGCUUGAGGAACCAGCACGUCUUCAACCGAAUCGCUGAUGUCCUCAGGGAGAAGGGGAUCCACCGCACCGGUGACCAGUGCCGGGAGAAGAUCAAGAAGAUGAAGCUCGAGUACCGCAGGUUGAAGGACAACAGCAAGACCCUACGGAGCGGAAGAGCCUGGAAGUUCUACGAAGUGAUGGACAGGGUCCUAACCCAUCGGCCAACCCUUUCAUAUGGGUCUCUAGGUCCCGGAGGGCUCUUACCCCAGCCCCUGCUGCAUGGGCCGCUCUCCGAUGGCUUCCAUGCCCACUUCUCCCAGUAUGGCCAUACUCAGCACCCAGAGCUAAUGGAGAUCAAGUGCGAAGAGGUGCAGUCGGACGAACAGUGUCUGACCCCCGAGCCGCCCCCGUCGAUGACCUACAUACAGGAUUCUGGGGGGGAGCCCGAGGAUGAGGGUCACGCAAUGGGAGCGGGAGACUCUCCUAUAUCAAGGGUUGAGAUGCAAGGUGAAGUCAGCGUUUCGCCCUCAGGUUUCAGUGAAUCUAACAUGCCCGGCUCCUCGGGGGCCAGAGGACGACCGAAGUUUUGGAGGAAGAGGAAAAAACGCGAGUCGUUGGACGAACUAAUCGCCCAGAUGUUGGGCGCUCAGCGGGCGGCAGAGGAACGCUUCCUGCAGAUGGAGGAGCGCAGGAUGGAACAGGAGCAGGAGGCGGAGGAGCGCAGGAUGCGCCUGGAGGAAAGGAGGCUACAGCUAGACCGCCAGCACGAACUGCGCAUGUUCAGCGUUUUUGCCCAGAUGUUAGGCGUGUUGCGCCCAGGUGGAGGCGACCCCGUACCCCAGCCCUGCAUGCAAACUAGUUUCCCUCAAGAAGCCGAGACUCUUGGAGGAGCAGGAGGAUCUAGUGAGGUCCAGGAGACAGAUGUGGAUGAUCCGUACAACUCUACUCCGUUCUGCAGCCCGUAUCUCUCCACGCGCGGGAACAUCUUGUGUGGAUUUCGUGGCUCUGCGGAAGAGGGGUACCGAGCUUAUCACAACGACAAGUACGAUGAGGACAAGAACCCCAAUGGUAUCAUCAACUUUGGCACCAGUGAAAAUAAACUGUGUUUUGACCUGAUGUCUAAGCGGCUGACACAGACUGAUAUGAACGUCAUAGAGCCCCCGCUCCUGCAAUAUCCAGACUGGAAAGGACACAGCUUUUUAAGGGAGGAAGUCGCCCGUUUCUUGACAUAUUACUGUAAGGCACCGGCUCCUCUGAGUUCCGAAAAUGUGGUUGUGAUAAAUGGUUGCGGGUCACUCUUCUCCUCGCUAGCGGCGGUCCUCUGUGAUCCGGGAGACUCCAUUUUGAUCGCCACUCCAUUUUACGGAGGGAUUACGCAGAGCAUAUUCCUUUACAGCAGCAUUAAGCUGGUCUACGUGCACCUCGAAAGCAAGGUUUCCGCUCCGGGAAGCCGUCCUUUCCAGCUUACGGUUCAGAAACUGGAAGCAACGCUCCAAGCUGCGAGAGAGGAGGGAAGCAACGUCAAAGCUCUCAUCCUUAUCAACCCACAAAAUCCUUUGGGAGACGUUUAUUCCCCUUCGGAAAUGAUGGAAUUCCUGGAAUUUGCCAAAAGGCACACUCUGCACGCCAUCGUGGAUGAAGUUUACAUGCUGUCGGUUUUCGAAGAGCCUUCUACGUUCCACAGCGUUCUGAGCUUCGAAAAGCUCCCGGAUCCUCAGAGGACUCAUGUUAUGUGGGGGAUAGGCAAGGACUUUGCUGCCUCCGGACUUCGUUUUGGGACACUUUACACGCAGAAUCAGGAUGUGUGCAAUGGGGUGGGUUCCCUCUCUUACUUCCAUGGUGUUUGUGGACCCAUCCAGUAUAAAAUGGCCCAGCUGCUGCGCGACCGAGAUUGGAUUAACCAGGUCUACCUGCGGGUAAAUCACGCGCGCCUGAAAGCCGCCCAGGCUUAUGUAGCAGAGGAACUCCGGGCGUUGGGGGUUCCCUUUCUCAACCGCAGCGCAGGGUUCUUCAUUUGGAUCGACUUCCGUAAGUACCUGCGCGCUCCCACCUUUGAGGAAGAAGUGAUACUCUGGAGGCAUUUCUUGGACAACAAGGUGCUUCUGUCCUGUGGAAAAGCCUUUGAAUGCAGCGAACCUGGUUGGUUCAGGGUCAUCUUCUCUGACAAGACCCACCGCCUGCAGCUCGGAAUGCAGCGUAUCCGCAAAGUGCUGGAGGCGAGGGAGAGGGAGAUGCAGGUGGAGGAACAGCGCAGCCACACGGAUGAAGAGGGAAGAGCGGACAGCACCGACGAAGUCAUCUAUGUGUCCAGCCAUCAAGAGCCUUCCAACUCCAAUCUCGGGGAUCUGAUUGUCCAGUUACAGAACCAGAUGCGCUCCUCGGACUGGCUGCAAAGGAACACGGCGGAAACCUUCGCCCUGCAAAACCCCGAGGUUUACCAAGUGUUCAGCAAAUUAACGGGGAAACCCUAAAUUAGGAGCCCAAAAGCACUCCUAGAACCAAGACCAGGAUCACAUUAACAAUAAACUGGGGGGGCUGCUAUUAUAUCCACGGGAUCCGUCUCCAACUUACAUGCAACGCAAACUUAAAGCCUGCAACCUUCUCAGCCCACCCAGGUACCUUCUAGUUGUCUUGGUGGAUAUCGGCUCACUGCGAACGAGAUCAGCGGCGUCUGCGUUUUAAAGAUCGCGAAGGUCGUCCCUCGAAGAAGAGGAAC
Molecule: messenger RNA, 3067 nt
Organism: Spea bombifrons (plains spadefoot toad)
Lineage: Eukaryota; Metazoa; Chordata; Amphibia; Anura; Pelobatidae
Product: 1-aminocyclopropane-1-carboxylate synthase-like protein 1
Exons: 15
Coding region: 261-2822 (853 amino acids)
Biological process (GO): amino acid metabolic process; biosynthetic process
Molecular function (GO): pyridoxal phosphate binding; transaminase activity
Source: RefSeq, a predicted model, not a curated record